AAAAUUCGUCUUCAUUUCUUUUAUGAAUAGUUUUGUACUGACAUUUUCGAACAUCCAAAAGAAUUUUCAGCAAACAUGGAGAAAGUUGCAAGAGAAUUCACUGAAACCUACGUUCCUAAACCAAACCCUGACAAUGUUGAAAAUGCUGGUGAUUGGGUAUCAGAACUGUUUAAACCAACAUUUGCUUGUACUGUAGAAGAUAUAUCUACUGGUAAAGAUGAAGAGUUUCAGAUUGAAAGUAAAAUUAAACGGGUCAGAGCGUUUGACCCAGCAGCCAUUAAAGAAGUUUAUCAUAAAGUAAGAAUGAUGAACAUCAUGGAUGAAGAAAUGCAGAAAGUCAAAUUAAAACAAAUUCCUGGCUCCUCUUUAAACUUAACAGAAACUAAAGACCUACAGAAGUCUCAGAGUUUUUCUCCUGCAAGUGUACCAGACGAUUCCAAGCCAACACUGGAAUAUUCUGAAGAAGAUUUAGAACAAUCAGGUAUUUGGGACACUGAGGAACUGGAUGUGUUAAGGAAGGUUUUCAAGUCAGCUAAAACCCAGAUAUCUGAUUUAAAAGUGAAAUUACGUGAAUAUGAGGCUAGGAAUAAAUAUUUAGAAGGCAUCGUGAAAAAACAGGAAUAUGAAAUAGAAAAAUCAGACAUUAAACUUCGUGAAGCAGCGAAAUCUAACAAACGUUUAACAAUCCAUUGUGAGAAUUUACAACAUCAGUUGGAUCAUAGCAGUGCUAAAUUAGAUACUGUUACAGACAUGUGGAAAGAAAUUGAUAAAGAGAAAUCUAAAAUGAUGAAAGAAAUCCAAGAUGUGCGAGUGUCACAUGAUAAAGAGCGUCUGCUACGUAAAAAUUUAGAACUGAAACUAGAACAUGCUGUACAGGAAAGACAGAGAGCUGUGGAUAUAGCAGUUCAAAAUACUAAAGUGAAAUAUGAAAAACAAUUAUUUGAUUUGAAACAGAACCAAAAAGAAUUGGUUAAAGAAUUUUCUAAGGAGAAACAGUUAUAUGGUGUGACCAAUAAAGCCUUAAAUCAUUUGCGCCAACAUUUUUCAAGUCUACCUAUGGAUAAUAUAAUUCCACCCAAUGCUGUGACUGAAGAUCAAGUGUCUAAUAUUAGUUUUGUGUCUUGAUGAUUUCUCAAGUUUAAAUUUCUUUACUAUUUUAUUUUGUAAAUGUAUAUAAAUAUUUUUAUAC
This is a messenger RNA of Lottia gigantea (owl limpet), 1189 nucleotides long. RefSeq lists its product as hypothetical. The coding region runs from base 76 to 1125 and encodes 349 amino acids. The record is from RefSeq and is a predicted model, not a curated record. The transcript is spliced from 3 exons. Lineage: Eukaryota; Metazoa; Mollusca; Gastropoda; Lottiidae.